This is a messenger RNA of Penaeus vannamei (Pacific white shrimp), 1922 nucleotides long. NCBI's taxonomy places the organism in Eukaryota, Metazoa, Arthropoda, Malacostraca, Decapoda, Penaeidae. The record is from RefSeq and is a predicted model, not a curated record.
AUGGGUCCCGGGGAUGCUGGCUUAGUCCAAGAUGAUCAGCUGGCCUCGCUCGGAGAUGAAAGUCAGCAAGUGGCUUUGUGUUCGAGGAAUUCCGACGCUGAAGCUUUUCCAGUGUCGUCUUCCCGUCUGCUGUGGCUUCGGGGGAGUAAGCCUAUCAGAUCUGUACGGAAGGGUGACUGUGUAUGCGAAGAUACAGUUCUUUACACCACAAGCUUGGAUGCAGUGCAUAAUGAAGCUUAUGAAGCCUUUCAAACAACACGAAACAUAGAUGCUGUAAUGGACCAGAUUAUCCUUUCCAAAACAACUGGUGAAACGCUGAAGAUGAAAGCCCAGGUCAUGACUCCAGUAUUGCCUAUGUUGGCAGAGGCAUGUAAAUCAGUGGAUUAUGCCUUUAAAAAAUGCCCAAGUGGAGUUAUGUAUUCUGAAAUAAAGUAUGAUGGUGAAAGAGUUCAAGUUCACAAAAAGGAUGGAAAAUUCUUGUAUUAUUCUCGCUCACUGAAACCAGUGAUGCCGCACAAGGUCUCUCACUUUAAAGAAUACAUUCCAAAGGCAUUUCCCUAUGGCAAGGAUCUUAUUCUCGAUGCUGAAGUGUUAAUGAUGGACACCAAGUCAGGAAACCCUCUUCCUUUUGGCACUCUUGGUGUCCACAAAAAAUCGGAGUUUCAAGAUGCGACUGUCUGUCUUUUUGUGUUUGACUGCUUACAUUACAAUGGAGAAGAUUUAAUGGAUAAACCAAUAGCAGAUAGAAAAAAAAUUCUUGAAGAAAAUAUGGUUGAGAUAAAAAAUCACAUCAUGUUGUCUGAAAUGAAGAAAAUAAAGAGAAAGGAAGACCUGCGUGACAUGAUCAACCGUGUCUUAAAGCAGGGAUUAGAAGGCCUGGUACUGAAGGAUGUGAAUAGUGUAUAUGAACCAGGGAAACGACACUGGCUUAAAGUAAAGAAAGAUUAUUUAAAUGAUGGUGCCAUGGCUGACACAGCAGACUUGGUUGUCUUGGGUGCCUGGUAUGGAACAGGGAAGAAAGGAGGAAUGAUGUCAGUUUUCUUAAUGGGAUGUUAUGAUGCAAGAAUAAAGAAGUGGUGUACAGUCACAAAGGUCCACACAGGUCAUGAUGAUGCAACAUUGGCACGCUUACAGACAGAGCUAGAUAUGGUUAAGAUCAGUCAAGAUUCAGAACGUGUGCCAGCAUGGCUAAAGUGUACCAAGACUAUGAUCCCAGAUUUUGUGGCAGCUGACCCCAAGAAAUCACCAGUAUGGGAAAUAACUGGUGCAGAGUUUACACGACAUCAGAUUCACACAGCAGAUGGCAUCUCUAUCAGGUUUCCAAGAGUUACAAGAGAACGGAGUGACAAAACAUGGGAACAAGCCACUGACUUAGCAUAUUUACAAGAACUAUAUAAGAAAUCUAGAGAAUGCUCAGAUUUGGAAGCUCUGACUUCUGAACGAACAGAUGAUGAUGAUGAUAAUGGGAAGAAGAGUGGGGACUCUGGAUCUUCUACCCCAAUAAAAGUUCAAGCAAGUAGCCCCAAAGUAUCUAAUGUAUCUGCAGCUUUUGCAAGUCCCAAAACGUUGAGCCCAGAUAAGGCUAAGGGAAGGGAAAAGAUUCAGAGAACUCUUAGUGCUUUUGUAAAGAUGGACAGAACAAAGCCAGAAAAUGAAGAUGAAAUAAAAAAAGAAAAGAUGGAACACAGUGGAACGGUAUUAGGAAAGAGGCACUCAGAUGAAAACAGAGACAGGCAGCCAAAUAAAAAGCUGAAUAAGUAUGGUGCCUCUGAAAGUGAAACUCAUCAAACGCUAAAUGAACUUCCCUCAGCUGGUCUCAGACACCCCACAAAAAAUCCACUUCCAGAUAUUUUCAUUGGAAUUCAGGUUGGAAUACCAGAUACUGUGCCAAAAGUAGCAGAUAUGAAGAGAUAUAUCAUUGC